GGCACCUGUUAACGCUUCCUUUUGGCGCUGAGAAAAGUUGACAAGUAAGUGGACAAGCAGUGACAGGUAUUUAUCCACAGAUGGCAUCACCGAGGCCACAGAAUCUAGAGAGCUCAGGGUAGAGGGCUGCAGGGGGCCUCCAGGCACCCUCCGAGUUGUCCCCCAGUGGGAGAGGGAGAGACAGGUUGGUGGGGACGCAGAGAAAUAUAAACUCAGAAGCUUAGGCGAAAGCUGACACGGGGUGUGGUUACUGCAAGUUAGCCGUAUGCUUUGAAAAGGUUAAAUAUUAAUUUGGGUUCUUUUACAGAAAAGGACAAUUCAGGGCAAGGAGAGGUAGGCUGGGUCUAUGAAAAUCACUGAUUAGUUGAGGGAAAAGUUGCCAGGAGCUGUGUGGUUUGGAGCACGUAAACUGCUUAUUCUUGUGACUACCUGUACAAGUUCCAGCAUGGCCUGCCUUCUCCGGGCGUUUUGGGCAGUUUCUGCAGCGGUUCUCCUCUCAGCACUUUGGGGCACGGUUGCAGGGGACAGGCUGCUGGUGGUCCCUCAGGAUGGAAGCCACUGGCUCAGCAUGAAGGACAUCGUUGUGCGGCUCAGUGAGAAAGGGCACGAGAUCGUGGUGGUGGCGCCGGAAAUCAACCUGCUUCUCACAGAAUCCAAAUACUACACCAGGAAGAUCUAUCCGGUGCCCUACGACCAAGAGGAGCUGGAGGGCCGUUACCGGUCUUUUGGAAGAAACCACUUUUCGGAGCGAUGGUUGCUGAACGCCGCUCAGGUGGAGUACAGGAAUAACAUGAUUGUGAUCAACAUGUAUUUCCUCACCUGCCAGAGCCUCCUGAGGGACGCCGCCACCCUGAGCUUCCUCCGGGAGGCCAAGUUCGAUGCCCUGUUCACAGACCCGGCCUUACCCUGCGGGGUGAUCCUGGCCGAGUACCUGGGCCUGCCGUCCGUGUACCUCUUCAGGGGCUUCCCGUGCUCCCUGGAGAACACGUUCACCAGGACCCCAAGCCCCACGUCCUACGUCCCCAGGUACUACACUGCGUUCUCCGACCGGAUGACUUUCCCCCAACGGGUGGCCAACUUCCUUACUAGGAUCUUGGAGAAUAUCCUCCUUGACCUGCUGUAUACUAAGUACGAAGACCUCGCACGUGAUAUCCUCAAGAUAGAGGUGGACCUACCCGCCUUAUAUCGCAAGGCUGACAUUUGGCUGAUGAGAUACGACUUUGUCUUUGAGUUUCCCCGACCUGUCAUGCCCAACAUGGUCUUCAUUGGAGGGACCAACUGCAAGAAAGUGGGCAUCCUGUCUCAGGAAUUUGAAGCCUAUGUAAAUGCGUCUGGAGAACAUGGAAUUGUGGUUUUCUCUUUGGGGUCAAUGGUCUCAGAGAUUCCGGAGCAGAAAGCUAUGGAAAUUGCUGAUGCUUUGGGCAAAAUACCUCAGACAGUCCUCUGGCGCUACACUGGGCCUGCACCACCGAAUCUUGCCAAGAAUACAAAACUCGUCAAGUGGCUGCCCCAAAAUGAUCUGCUUGGUCACCCAAAGGCUCGUGCCUUUAUCACGCAUUCCGGCUCCCAUGGUAUUUAUGAAGGAAUAUGCAAUGGUGUUCCCAUGGUGAUGAUGCCCUUGUUUGGGGAUCAGAUGGAUAAUGCCAAGCGCAUGGAGACCCGGGGAGCUGGAGUGACCUUGAACGUCCUGGAGAUGACUUCUAAAGAUUUGGAAAAUGCCCUGAAUACUGUCAUCAAAGACAAAAGCUAUAAGGAAAACAUCAUGCGCCUCUCCAGCCUUCACAAGGACCGCCCCAUUGAGCCUCUAGACCUGGCUGUCUUCUGGGUGGAGUUCGUGAUGAGGCACAAGGGGGCGCCCCAUCUUCGCCCUGCGGCCCACGACCUCACCUGGUACCAGUACCACUCUUUGGAUGUGAUCGGCUUCCUCCUGGCGGUUGGACUGACGGUCGUCUUCAUCGCCUUUAAGUGUUGUGUCUUCGCGUACCGGAAAUGCUUUGGGAAAAAAGGGCGAGUGAAGAAAUCUCACAAAUCCAAGACACACUGAGAGGUUAUAGCCAUGCUAUGUUUACUGAACCUUGCCAUAAAGUGACACCUCAGAAUGUUUUUAAAAAAUGAAAAUGAUCUAAUUGCUCGCCUAUAUAGAAAGAGAUAUUUAAAUAUCUUUUCUGCCCCCUCCAAUAUCUUUAAUCUGGACCACACUUGUCAUCUUUCAAAUGACUCCAUAGGAGAGCUGGAUAGGACCCUCUUUCAAUCUGCAAUACCUUUCCUACUUAGAAAUGGGAUCCAUAGCUGCCCCCACCUAGGAUGGCAACUCUAACCUCACCUUCUGGCAUCUACAAAUGAUUAUGAUAGAUUCCUUCACCAACAAUGGUGGGUUAGAGGGAGUUCCCACUGUGGUUCAUCAGUAACGAACCCAACUAGUAUCCAUGAGGAUAUGGGUUUGAUCCCUGGCCUCGCUCAGUGGGUUAAGGAUCUGGUAUUGCCAUGACCUGUGGUGUAGGUCACAGAUGCAAUUCAGAUCCUGAAUUGCUGUGGCUGUGGUGUAGACUGGCAGUUGCAGCUCCAAUUCAACCCCUAGCCUGGGAACCUCCAUAUGCCAUGCGUGUGGCUGUAAAAAGGGAAAAAAGAAAAAACAAUUGUUGGUUCUAAAUUAUGAUCAUGCUUCACAGAUAGUACUUUGUGCUUUUAAAGAAGGAAAAGUUUAUUCUGUUUAUGUGCUAUUAUAUGAAUGAACGGUACAGAUUUUCCUGUAUAGUGUGUACUUUGUGCCUUCGAGGGGAAAGAAUGAUGUGUAAAAUCGGUGGGUGCUGUGUCUAAAUCGAUAAUUAUUGCUUGUACCCAAUGGGUCUGAAUUUGAAAAAAGCCCAAAGUAUACUGUCUGGCAAAUAUGUUUUCUCUGAUGUCUCCCAUAAUUAAAAACAUAUUAAUAAAUUCAUAUAAAUUA
Molecule: messenger RNA, 2944 nt
Organism: Sus scrofa (pig)
Lineage: Eukaryota; Metazoa; Chordata; Mammalia; Artiodactyla; Suidae
Gene: UGT1A6
Product: UDP glucuronosyltransferase 1 family, polypeptide A6
Molecular function (GO): UDP-glycosyltransferase activity
Source: RefSeq, a predicted model, not a curated record